UGUGAUUGGAGCAGUAUUGUGGACACAUCGAGACAACUCGACCAUGUCCGACAUCACAAAGGAGCCGUGCUUCCGAUCCGCACUGCUGUGGGGCAUCGCAACAGGGGUUGGCAUUGGUCUCCACCGCUUCCGCGUCACAAGGAAGGUGCAGACAGCUUGCGACUUUGCAUUGUACUCGUUUGUGGGUGUCGCCGGGGUCUCGUGGGUCGUUUGUCGAUCUGCUAAAGCUGCCACGCAACAGCAACAACAGCAGAUUCUUCAGGCAAUGAACAUUGCGGAAGAAAAGCGGCCUUCCGCGCAGUACUUUCGAUCGGAAGUGGUCUCUGCGCCGUCCGACACCCCGUCAUCCUCUUCAUAGAUCAAUCACAUCGUUUUUCGGUCCCCCGCCGGACGCAGUCUACCUUUGCAAGCACAAAUGAAUGCUCUCGUACACACGAGUCGUUGUUUCGGUGUCCCGUCGACAUUUACGCUCAAAUUAAGAGGAAUUCCCCUUCCGUUUCUAUCUCUAGAGGUGCGUGAUCUUCGUUCUCAUCGUUGUUGC
Molecule: messenger RNA, 541 nt
Organism: Aphanomyces invadans
Lineage: Eukaryota; Oomycota; Saprolegniomycetes; Saprolegniales; Verrucalvaceae
Exons: 2
Coding region: 44-358 (104 amino acids)
Biological process (GO): mitochondrial respiratory chain complex IV assembly
Cellular component (GO): mitochondrial inner membrane; mitochondrion
Source: RefSeq, a predicted model, not a curated record